UCAUUCUUAUUUCCAUUAUUUUGACAUUUCUGAUUUCAGUGUCAACCGCUACAUAUUUCAUUGAGAAAAGUUGAUUUUCGUGCGUAUUUCACCUUGUAUUUGCUUUAUAUCCUGUAAUAACAAAGUAAAGUGUCGAGUACGAUACAGAUCAUGAUAAGAAACUAGGAUGCAUCUCUGGAAUCUUGUGAAAAACAUGUGACACGAAUACGAAAAAGGGCUUUCAUACCGUCAAUGUGACAGAAAUGUUUUCUGCCAUCGUGACGAGCCAGCGCUACUGCGGAGCCGUAACGAUAUCGAGGCGUGAUAAACGAACGGCGAUAUAGAGCGACGUCAAAGAUGAGCGCGAGAUGGCCAGUCCACCACCGAACCCUAGAGAAGGUGAGGAGGGCGGCUCCGAGUUCGCGGAGGAAACGAGAAGUGAACGUACGCCCGCCCCGCAGAAGACGUUCAUAGCACCUCCCGCCUCACAGCUGCAGACGAAGUUGGAGUUUGUAGCUCGCGGUGGCACUGGUCGAAGUGUAAAGCACACAUUCAGAACCGUGAAAGUGGCGCGGAGGGUGCCCACGCUGCCGUUAAAGCCGUAUGAAGAGGGUUCGGGCGGCGCGAGUGGCUCCAGUGAAGCAGGUGGAUCUGGCCUGGGCAGAGGCUCGGUGCCCACCCUGGAGCGUCGCCCGCGCCGCGAUCGAAGCAAACGACAUGUCUGCAAUGCCUGUGACAAACGAUUCUCUAGCCCGGGUAAACUCAGUCAGCACAUAUUCUCUCACACAGGUGAGCUGCCAUUUGCUUGUAACUUUUGUGAAAAACGUUUUAAUUCUAGAUUCAAACUUGUGAGGCACAGCCUUAUACAUAGUGAAGAUAAAGCCUUCUCUUGUACAGUCUGUGGCAAGACUUUCAGUCGAAAAGAUCAUCUCACUAAUCAUGUCCGUGUACAUAAUCCUGAAAAAACACUUUAUACUUGUGAGAGAAAUGAUUGUAAGAAGUCUUACACAUCUCUGCUUAGUUAUCGUAAGCAUGCAGCGCUUCAUUCAGCUGAAGAGGGCAACUUACAAUGUAAGAUAUGUGAUGAAGUUUUUAGUACAAAACAGGAAAUAGUUUAUCACCUAAAAGUUCAUACUGGCAGUCGUACUAUUAAGAGUGAGACUGAUAAGAAAUUUACUUGUGAACGCUGUGACCGAAAGUUUUUUACUGCAAAAGAUGUAAGGCGUCAUCUCGUGGUACACACAGGUAGACGUGAUUUUUUAUGUCCAUAUUGCCCCCAAAAGUUUGGAAGAAAGGAUCAUCUGGUCAGGCAUGUCAAAAAUGCUCAUCCAGAUCAAUCCUGGCGGUCAGCAGCAGUAGGAACCUCUAAAGAUCCACCUCCUGAGGCCACAGCAUUUGAAAAAAGCUUUUCGUCAUUUGAUAUAGAGAUACCUGGGUCUGAAUUUGAUGUCUGGAAACCGGUAUCUCCCAAGCAGGAGACUAUUGAAGGCAGGACAGAUGUACCAGCAUCAGAUAUCAUUGUUGAAAUUCCUGACCUAGAACUGCCAAAUAUAAAAGUGGAGCCAUUAGAUAUUAAAUUAGAAGUAUCAAGGUCACCCAGUGAAAUGCUGGACUACCCUGUUGUGUAUGUCGUCCCUCCACCCUACUCCCAAACAACACCUGAACUACCUUAUAUUACAACACAGGAUUUGAGUGACACUAUGAAUUUGCUUGGUUCGGAUAAUGUUGAAUCUAUGCUUAUAGAUCCUGGGGAAGGACCAUCAGGCCUUUCUAGAGAAAUGUUAGGACUAUUAGAUGAGAAUAAUACAACAUUUUCAAGUGAGGAAAGUGGACGCAGUCAACGUUUGCCUGCCUUUACUCAAGCAUUUCAAACUGCUCAAAGCCCGAAACCCCCUCCCCCACCUGCCCCUCCUCAUUAGUAUUUUUUAGUUCACUGUGCAUUUUUUAAACCGAACUACCUCAUUAGGUAUGAUUGGUCUAUAAUAAAAAUUUAGAUCAACUACUUAAAGUACUGUUUUUAUAUCAGGGCGAUAUUAGAUGCCAUUAGUCUCAGGUAUACCAAAUUGUUUCCGAAUUCUACAUGAAAUAUCUAGUCGUGUAUGUUCUUUCGGAAUUGUAAAUUGUAAUUUGUAGCAUACAUGUCUAACUUAUGAAGUAUAGAUGGGACCAACUCUAUGUGUGACAUAAAAGUAGAAUAAUAAGAGGUGUGAAAUGGCUAUUCUGUAGAAUAUUUCAAAGGAUUAAGCGAGAAGGUAUAUUACUCUUGAAAUCAGUGAACUUUAAUUAUAUGUUCUUGAGUGGUUCUCUGGUUUCUGCGUGAAUUAUAUUAUAAGAGUGUAUACCUUGCGAUAGGAGCAUAAUAAUGAUUAUGUGAAAUGGCAACAUCAGAUCUGUCUAAUGAGAACAAAAUAUGCAUUGAGUUGAGUUAAUUUUCAAGCAGACUUCAUUUACUUCAUGUUUAGAAUGUCAUAUGAAUCAUGCUGAUAUUGUAUUAGAAUGAGUUUUACACUUUCAGGUAAAUAUUAUCUAUAGAAGCAACACCUUCCUUAGGAUUAAGAUUCAAUAUUGGACCGAUCCAUUUACAAUAGAAAACUAUCUUGUGCCAAACUACUUUAAAGCAAAGCAAAACUGCUGAGUGUUAGCUUUUGUAGAAUCCUAUUAUAUAUGAAUCAAUGUGUUCAUUUUUA
Leptidea sinapis is the source of this 2666-nucleotide messenger RNA. Its product is annotated as zinc finger protein 708-like. Gene Ontology annotation, biological process: regulation of transcription by RNA polymerase II. The record is from RefSeq and is a predicted model, not a curated record. The coding region runs from base 348 to 1898 and encodes 516 amino acids. The transcript has a single exon. Gene Ontology annotation, molecular function: DNA-binding transcription factor activity, RNA polymerase II-specific; RNA polymerase II transcription regulatory region sequence-specific DNA binding. Lineage: Eukaryota; Metazoa; Arthropoda; Insecta; Lepidoptera; Pieridae. Gene Ontology annotation, cellular component: nucleus.